GUGACAAUGUAAAGUUCAGCGGGUACAAUUUUGGACGUGUACCGCCCACCUAGACCAGACCAGGCACCACAACCCCAUAGCAUCGACACUCCUUGAUGGCAGCAACAAUCUCCAGCAGCCUGAUACAGGAACACACUCAAAAAACAUGACGAACAUCACAAGGUGUCGACCUGGCUCCAAUUUCACUAGACCCCAAAUUCUGAUGAUCGGAUGAUCCACAGAGACCCCUCCCCUAGGACUUAAAUGCCCCCACCAACAACAUCCUGUUGCCAGACAAGGCCCACGUCCACUCUCCGAUGACUCACAACUGUUUUGGAGGCACAAGGGAAAACUACACAAUAUUAGGAAGGCAGUCAUAAUGCUAUGCCAGGUCUUUUUUUUUUUUUGUUAGCCUUUGAUGGCUUUAUUUUGACAGAUCUUAGUGGAGAAAGACAGGAGAUGAUGGGGUGACGGAGAGGGGAAGCCACGCAGCAAAGGGUCCAGGCUACGCCUCCUCAGUAAAUACUGAAGCCCAGUUUAUGGGACACUCGCUCAGUCAGAUCAGCUGUAACGACACCUUUUACAAGAAUCCAAAGUAUCAUUCGCUGCGUGCAUUAUGAAACAUCAAACAAGUGCAACCAGCUUCUCGUCGUCCUGAUCUGUGUCUUCAGUCAGUGAGAUGUCUCUGGCUCAGAGGGUUUUGUUAACCUGGGUCUUCACCCUGGUUUUUCUCAUCAUGCUAGUGCUCAAACUGGAUGGAAAGGUGCAGUGGAACUGGUUCCUCAUCUUCCUCCCGGUCUGGGUCUUUGAUGGCAUCCUCAUCCUCAUGCUUGCCAUCAAGAUGGCCGGCCGUUGCAAACCCGGGUACGACCCGCGUAACGGCUCGCCGGACCUGCGCCUGCGCACCUGGUACCUGACGGCCAUGCUGCUCAAGCUGGGCUUCUGCCUGACGCUGUGCGCCAAGCUGGAAAAGCUGGCCGACCUGAAGCUGACGUUUGUGUGCAUACCGCUGUGGACCAUGCUGCUGGGGGCACUGGUGGAACUGGGCCUGAAUAUUUUCCCUGAAAGGAGAGAGGCUUAACCACAUUAAGACCUCGGCAGGAACGACUGCGCCACUGAUAAAACAUGUAAAAAAUGUAAUUCCGGGGAUGACUGUGGCACAAAUAAGAAUCUGGUCAUCGCUCAGUUGUUAAUUUGGGAAAAAAAAGUUACUUGAUGUAAAAAUGAGAAACAGUUCAGAACUCAGUGGACUGUGCAGAGCUGGGACUCUGCAAAAAAAAAAAAAAAGGUUCAUAUAAAAUAGCUUAAAAAUAAGGCUCUAUUUUGUAUGGGAGCAGCUGCAUCAGUGUGAAGACAACACUGGAAAAGCAUCCUCUGUUGUGUGGUUUCGCAUUUAAGAUGUCCAGUAUUGUUCUCCAGUGUUUAUUUUUAUUGUAUAUGAGCGACCGCAGCUGUGGGAGGGAGGAAGUGAACGGCGAACUUUGACUUCCUGCACUUAAUCUUGACAAAUGCUUACAGAGUGUAAUUUUUUUCCUUCUCAUUCCUGAUCGUGCGCAGAGUAGCUUGCGAGUUAUUAUUUUUAAAACUGCUAAUCGCAACAAAAGUUAAGCUGCAAGCUGCAACGUAUAAAUAGAUCACUUAGGGAGCAGAACAUCUGAUAUCCUCUUCUCCACAGGGUAAAAAUCUGCCUUGUACAAUGUCUCUUUUGUUCGAAGUAAAUCGUCCGGCUUUUAUCCCGCGUCUGCACUGAGACCCAAGUCCACGGUCAAUGAGACAAAACCCUUGUCGUGUAUUGUACUCUGUGACUUGAUUGUUAAUUUAAUCACAUUCCUAAAGAAUAUUUUCUACCGGUAGUAUUGUAUUAAGUUUUUCCCUGAGUGAAAUUUAUUUUGUGCCACUGGUUGUCUCAGAUGCGUCUUUUGCACUACAUUGAAAAAUAGCGUGAUAUGAGAUGUGAGCAUGCAUGUGUUGUAAUAAUAAACCUUCAUUUAUACACUGUU
Messenger RNA from Mugil cephalus (flathead mullet), 1979 nucleotides. Its product is annotated as transmembrane protein 60-like. Lineage: Eukaryota; Metazoa; Chordata; Actinopteri; Mugiliformes; Mugilidae. The record is from RefSeq and is a predicted model, not a curated record. The transcript is spliced from 3 exons. Bases 659 to 1060 code for a protein of 133 amino acids.